GGACACUGCUUUGUUCAACAGUAGGGGAGGGCAGACCCGCACAGAGUUGCUUUGCCUGCUAGAAGAAGCGUUAAAUACAAUCUCUUAGGGCGGACUAUCCUGCCUCACCCCCGUCUAGCUGUCUUCUAACGUGUCUCUAAAAUAUUUGUCUCUCCUGGACUCGGAGGAUUUUUAUCGAGGGAUGUCAAAGCGAGUGCGAAGCAGGGAGGUCUGCGCUGAUUGCAGUGCUCCGGAGCCACGCUGGGCCUCUGUGAACAGGGGUGUGUUGAUCUGCGAUGAGUGCUGCAGCAUCCAUCGAGGUUUGGGGCGACACAGCUCCCAAGUCCGACAUCUGACUCAUUCUUCGUGGCCAUCCUCCCAGUUACAGAUGGUUCAGACACUGUAUGGCAAUGGAGCCAACUCCAUUUGGGAGCACAGCCUCCUGGACCCUUCCUCCUCAGUGAGUGGGAAGCGCAAAGCCAACCCCCAGGACAGAGUUCACCCCAACAAGACAGAAUUCAUCAAGGCCAAAUAUCAGAUGCUGGCGUAUGUCCAUCGCAUGCCAUGUCGGGAGGAUGACAGUGUAACAGCAAAAGACCUCAGCAAGCAACUCCAUUCCAGUGUUCGGACCGGAAACCUGGAGACCUGCCUAAGACUCUUAUCUCUGGGAGCGCAGGCCAACUUCUUCCAUCCAGAGAAAGGAAACACACCACUACACAUAGCAGCGAAAGCAGGACAGAUGUUACAAGCAGAGCUGUUGGCAGUUUAUGGAGCUGAUCCUGGGGCUCUGGACUCGAGUGGAAAGACCCCCAUUGAUUAUGCAAGACAAGCGGGGCAUCAGGAGCUGGCAGAGAGGCUAGUGGAGAUACAGUAUGAACUCACUGACCGGUUAACAUUUUACCUUUGCGGUAGGAGACCAGGUCACAGAAACGGGCAACACUUCAUCAUCCCGCAGAUGGCAGACAGAAAUAACAGUCUGGAUUUGUCAGAGUUUGCGAAAGCGGCAAAGAAGAAGCUCCAGUCGCUAAGUAACCAUCAGUUUGAAGAACUUGCCAUGGAUGUUUAUGAUGAAGUUGACAGAAGAGAAACGGAUGCAGUGUGGUUGGCCACUCAGAACCACAGCACACUUGUAACAGACACCACGGUUGUGCCUUUUCUGCCGGUCAAUCCAGAGUACUCAUCUACCAGAAACCAGGGUCGGCAAAAACUGGCAAGGUUUAGUGCUCACGAAUUUGCCACCUUGGUUAUUGAUAUUCUAACUGAUGCUAAACGACGGCAGUGGGGUAACUCCUGCGAAAGUCCCAAAGACAACGUGGAGCUCAUCCUUCAGGGAAUAGACAGUCGCCAUAACAGUGAGAGCCAGGACAAUGACCAGCCAGAUUACGACAGUGUGGCAUCAGAUGAAGAUCCAGUGCAGGAGGCCAGCUGCGGGGAUAGCUGCAAUGAUCGAAGGACCAAGAGCUCUGAAUCAUCCGACCUCUCUGAUGGACCAAUCACAGUGCAGGAAUUCAUGGAGGUGAAGAGCGCCUUAACUGCAUCAGAAGCCAAAAUACAACAACUCCUUAAAGUCAACUGCCACCUCAGUGAAGAGCUGCGAAUGAUGCAAAGCAAGCUGAACUCCCUGCAGACUGAAAACACAACACUGCGAUGGCAGACCCCUGGUGGGCAGCAACACCUCCAGGGGCCCUUAGGUCGACACCAACCCCGCGGAGGUCGCGCCAUGUCCAUGUACGAGACAGGCUCAAGUCCCAGGCAGUACCCCCACAGAGUUGAAUCGGCACGGCAAGAGGAUGGGGUCGUUUUACAGCCCUUCCCAACCAAUAUUGGGAGGGGUCCUUUGGGAACGGCUGCUUCCUCCCUCCCUACCUUCCCCUCUUCCCUGUCCUGGUCGUGGGAUGAGAGAUCUCGAAGGGGCUGUAGUCUGGAAGGACAGGGUAUCAUGCUGGAGAAUGAUUAUGACACCACGCCCAACCACUCUGAACUGGAGGAGACUGGCAGUCCUGUUCCAGCUUCGGAUGCAGUGGAGCCGGGGGAGGAGGGGGAGGAAGAUGCCACCCUGCCAUGCACAGAAGACGUCAUCUGUAAGACAGAGCAGAUCACCAAAAACAUACAGGAGCUUCUGAGAGCUGCCCAGGAGACAAAACAUGACAGCUUCCUGCCUUGUUCAGAAAAGAUCUGCAUGGCUGUGACAGAGAUGGCUGCCCUGUUUCCCAAGAGGCCGUCCUCGGAGACCGUGCGGGGGUCUCUGUGUCUGCUCACUUCGAGCGCCAGCCGGCUCCACGGAGAGUGCCAGAAGGCAGCAGAACACAACCCCUGCCCAUCGGACAUCCAGCUGGUCACUCAGCAGGUCAUCCAGUGCGCCUAUGACAUUGCCAAAGCUGCCAAGCAACUUGUCACUGUGACAACCAAAGAAAACAACAACUAACUAAAACCCAAAGACAUUCCUGAUACACUCAAAAUACAGUUUAUCAAUGAUGUUGCUAAUUUCAACUUAAUCAGUGUUAACACCUUUUUUAUUUUAUUUUUUGGUUUUCCCAUAUUAAUCAGUGUAAGUAUCCGCAUACAUUCCUUGAGGUGAGAAAAAAAGAAGCACCAUGCAAAAUAACAUAUAAAUCAAAACAUUUAUUUAUUUUGUUGUUUUUGUAUCAUGGUCAUACGGAGUAACCCAACACCUUUAAAAAUGUAGGACAGAAUGUCCUACUAUUCUUUACCUCACAAAAAGAGAGAACAAUUAAAAGGUGCCAUAUGUAAGAAUGCUAGCCUUAAACAUGAAAACAUUAACACAAAUGAUUAACAGACUGUGAAGAAAGGUUUUAUUUAUGUUUUGCAUUGCAGAGAUAUCUAUAGAUGGCAUGCUAACCUAGUAGCCCCGAGCCACUUUGUUCCCCUAGGGAUGAUAGUCCGAGAGUAAACAACACUAACACUCCCUCAGCGCUAAAAGCUCCCAGUCUGGGCAGAUUCAGCUAAUAGGAGCGCUAGCUGCACAACUAAUUGAGCUUACGGCAGCUAGUUAGUGGUUACUCUGGAGAGACGCUGCCCCCUAUUUGUUUGGAGUACAAAAUCAUCCCGUGGCCAAUUCUUACAUAUUGCACCUUUUUUUUAAUCCACUUACUUUCCAAAAAGUGCAAUGUAUAUGUGUGUAUAUAAAAACAAUUAGAACAACAAGCAGUUGAGCCUUCCACAUUGUAUUUUCUCCAUAGAGGUCAUCAGUUGUGGUCCUUGAGGUCAAAAGGCCACAAUUCUGCAAAGAGACCUGGCAUCAGGGAUCAGAACAGAUUGACCUUAAUCUAUACCAGUGACAUCAGAUCAUUUUCCUUUUAGCCAUUUUACAUUUUUUAAGAUGCAACAACAGUAUUUUAAUCUUGAUUCAUUGUGAUGCCACUUGCUUAGAGUUCAAAUGUUUGUUUUGCGAGCAAACUGUGAUUUAUAAAAAAAAGAAAAGAAAAUAGCUUCAGUGCGUCGAGCGCUGUGUAAGGCCAGCAGUACCAAGAGUGUGCACACUUUCAUUCCAUCCAGCAGCUCCAGCAGGUGAUUUCACUGUCCAGUCCCUCCACUCUGGUCAAAGAUGUGUUUAUAGGUAAAGUAUCAGUAGUUUUUGGAGUUAUAAUGUUACAGCCAUACUUCUGAUGUUGCGUGCGUGGGUGUGUGUGUGUGUAUGAGAGAGAGUGAUGGCCUCAGUGGCCCGUGUGAAAUCCGUUUUGAAUCAAUUUUAAUAGCAUUAUGCAAAUAUAUAAGAUGUAUGUAUCCAUGUAAUUCUUUAUCAAAAUAACCCAAAUGCUAUUCUAUUUAUAAACUGUAUGUCUUACCUCUAAGAAAAUAUCAAUGUUUAUUUUCAUAAGCUUUUUGUUUUAACAUGAUGCUCCUCACAGACUAACUUUUGUUCUGAGGUUUGGGACGUCUCAGCUGGCAGUAAGUUAUAGGCAACUUGUGAACUCUGUUUAUUCGGUGUGGUGCUGUAACUCCAGUGUGUUAGAUGCUGCCUGUGGUCACAUACGUACAGCUAUGGUUUACAAUCACUGAUAAAAAAAAGAAAAAAAAAAGUGCCCUCAAAGUUAGAGUACCUGUUGUAGAACCUGGGCCUAAUGUGUCACUUAUUGUUGUAAGCCAGAUAAGUUUCAACCAGGGCUGGAAAGAGUACUUGAAUACACUGCACAUGUGGAGAACAGAUGAUUCAACAGUACCCAAGUAGAAGUAAGAUUACCUGCCACUGUAGUUUAAAGCUGCUGUAAGUGAUAUUUUUUAUUAGAAUAACCUUUAAAUGGUUCUAUAUUCCAACAGUAAUCACUCAAAUGGGGGUUUGAUCGAUAUCCAUCACUCUCCUUCCCCUGUUCUUGCGGAAAAAGAGAAAAUAAAUUUCCUGGUAUCCCUGCACACUUAAUCCAAUCAGGACAGAAAAUGCCAUAAAGAGGCGGUCCUGUGUGGUGGUGAACACACAGAGCAGGAUCCUGCUAUGUCUUGUGAGUAUCUCCAUGCAUUCAGGUGAUAAUGUAGAGAGGAGCGAGGGUUCAGAGAACUGAAGUCAUGCCCCGUCUGGUUUGCUCUUUCAGAGAAACUUUAUAUGGUCAUGAAUGGAGGGAGACAAAUCAUUUUUUGAUCCUACUUGAAUUAUGACCUUUAGCUACACAUAUUAAGUUUGUCAGUCUAAAAGAUGAUUUUCCAAGUCAAGAAAGUUGCAGUUGGUCAUAAAACCAAUGAAAUACAAGACUGGUAAUACUUUAUAUUAUUAUAAAAACUCCACAGCCAACAGUCUUGUUAGUGAUGUCGUCUAAAUGGUCAGCAAAACCUGUAACUCAAAGAUUGUAGAGCUGGUCCUGUAUAUUAUCAGCUCACAGAACUGAAAAGCCACCCUUUCAUGUAACUGCAGUUGUCAAAAUGGCCAGUUUUAUUGUGAUUUUCAUCUUUUAAGUAUCUUUUCUGUGCCGAGCUGAUGGCUGUGUUGGUGCCUGUGUCAUGCGUUGCGUGAGACGAUGUAGUUCACUGGAAAAUCAUCUUUUAAACUGACAAAAAAAUCAUAUGUAUAGUUCGGGGCACAAUUAAAGUGCGAGCGAAUAAUUAUUUGUCUCUUUCCAUUCACUACCAUACAAUUAUUUUUCCAAAAUCAGGUCCCGUGGGGUCCACUGGAAAAGCUCUUCAUCACUGACUGCCUGCAGCAGCUUUAAUGGCAAAUGCUGAAAGGCUGUGUAACAGGAGCUCAUGUUGAGAUCGGUACCAAUGGACAUUUUACAGCAGCGCCUACCUACAAGUUUGCUUAGUGGUCAUAUCAGACCAAGUAAGGUGUCUUAACAAUGGUUAUUUCUUCUUUCAAAAAUCACACUGUGUCGAUUUAAUUCUUUAUUUCAAAACCAGAUACUUUAAAAACUUCCACAGUUAAAGUGAGAAUAUGUUGCUUUAACAUCAUGGUCUUAAAUAACUAAAGAGGUGCUCCUGGGUUACAGUGUGGUGACAGCAGCGUGUGUGUGUGUGUGUGUGUGUGUGUGUGUGUGUGUGUGUGUGUGUGUGUGUGUGUGUGUGUGUGUGUGUGUGUGUGUGUGUGUGUUCAGCUCCUCUCCAGCCCUGGUUUCAAACCCUGACUUUGACCUCCCUGUAACUUCAAGCCUCCCACUGCCUCUGUGCUCCAAACAAUCCCUACCUUAGGUUAUAAUAAAGUAUAACUCAUACCUCAA
Acanthopagrus latus (yellowfin seabream) is the source of this 5642-nucleotide messenger RNA. RefSeq names its product G protein-coupled receptor kinase interacting ArfGAP 2b (gene git2b). Gene Ontology annotation, molecular function: GTPase activator activity; protein binding. Bases 182 to 2404 code for a protein of 740 amino acids. The record is from RefSeq and is a predicted model, not a curated record. Gene Ontology annotation, biological process: regulation of ARF protein signal transduction; brain development. The transcript is spliced from 21 exons. NCBI's taxonomy places the organism in Eukaryota, Metazoa, Chordata, Actinopteri, Spariformes, Sparidae.